ACCACGCGACGCGGUUGCUCUUUUGCGAUGCAUCCCGCUCCGAUCGAGAGAAACGGUACAUCGAGAUAGUCUACGCAUCAGGAAACGCGAGCAAUUUGUCGAAAAAAAAAAAAAACACCCAGACAUUGUCAUCCGCGCUUGCAUUUCUCGCGUUUCGCUGCGAGAGAGAGAGAAAAAGACAGAAAAAGGAGAGGAAAAAAAGCAAUAAACAUAGGGUAGCAAUUUGGACGGAAGUGUACGCGUUAUGUUUGGAAUAGGCUCCAGGGACAUGAUGCAUCGUUCCAUUAAUUUACCCGGCAAAUUGAGCGUGGGGAAUUGCGGCUCUGCAUUAAUAACUUUUCCGAAAAUAGUAUCGUCAGUGCAAUACGAAUUACUUCGUCGAGACUAAAACGAUUAGCUGUGAUCCGACGUCGCUAAUUGAACGAUGCGACUCGUGAACAAGACAAUUAAUUAAAGAUUAUUCGUGGAAGAUAUUCGUGGUCUGUCAAUUUUGCGUUAUAUAUUCGGAGAAUGUUAUACCUGCAAAAAUCUUACACAUAUAUAUAUAUAUAUAUCUUGAAGAUAUUUAUUUAACGAUGUUGCCAUCAUCGCAAGUUGAUUACGUUACUUUAAUCACUCGGGACAAAAUUUUAUUCCGUUAGUGUUUGCGAAGUGCUCGAAGAAUAUCCGGUUCAAGACCAGUCGAUAAGUGUCAAGAUAUACAAUUGCUGCCUUGGUAGAAUCAGAGGGAACCGUUCUCAAGUUGAGAUCAAAGGGCAAAAGUUCGAAUUGGAUAUCCCAGUUCGAUGCGUAAAUUGGAUGUGUCGUGCGAUACAUAAAUCGGACGCGCUGUGAUAAAGAACUCGGUGACACUUUUCCGGACCGGAAGGACAGCGGGAUUAAUGGCAGGACCAAGUGUCAGCCUGUUUGAUGCUAAUUCGAAACGCUAAUAAAAAAAAAAUACAGUGCACCGGGUGAGCCGAAAUAAAAAUCAACAAAGUUUCGCAAGGCAGGAUCUCGCCUGCAGGAGGAUUCCCUCGCCGGAAUCAAUUUCUGGUAAAGCCGUGCACGAGAGAAAUGUGGCCUAGAGAGGAAUGCCGUACAACUUUACGAUGAGAAGAAACCGGAAGAGCGCCUCGAGUCGUCACAGAAUCGACGACUGAUUAUGACGCGCGUCCACACGCGGCGGCAUUUCUCUCGUCUCCUCCUGUUGUUCUCUUCCUCCGGAGCCCUCCACGCGCGCCAUUGCCUGACCCUCCUCCUUCUCGGCCUUAUCUCUCUUCGCACAGUCUUAUCGUGCGACGAGAAGACGAGGCCCCAGAGCCGUGACCCGAGCGCGCUUCCCUACCAAGCUGAGGCAAGAAUAUACAUGGAGCAGAGCAAUCUCGAGGCUCCUAGAGUGAUCUCGAAAUGGAUGCAACGCGACACCCAAGUUUCGAGUAUGAUUGGUAAUGACAACGUGGCCAGUGAGUUACUUAAAAUCCAACUCAAUCGCGACCCGACAGUAAGAAAACGAAUGUACGAUUAUGGUACUCUUGUAAACAUCAUCAUUAAUAAUCAAGUUUAUUCUGAAUCUACGACUAAUAAUUAUUUGAAAUGGAAAUUUAACGAGCCUGUGAAAAAUCUGCAAGUUAGCAGCGGAAUUGAUUUAAAAAAUAUGAAGCAAAGAAAGAAAACUGCGAAGAACCGGUUGCAUAAUCUGAUCAGGAAGCAAGGUGGCCUGCCGACGUUCCAAGCUGCUCCUUACUCCUCGGCAAAUGAGGGCGAAAUGCAAUUUCAGGACGAUCAAGAUAGCGAUAAUGAUGCAAGUUUGGCGAUUUUAGGUGGACCUCAUCAAAGUGUCGGCAAUUUACCAGAGAGCUCUGUUCACAAUCGCAAUACGGAGGGUACAGUAAUCGGGGCUCCGAUCGAUCAGUUGCAUUUGCGCGAGGCUUCAAGUGUCAAUCACUUGGCAAUACCGACGAGAAGUCGACGAGAUCGUAAUGAAGUCGAUCUCGAUGGAGCGAAGCGAACGGAUCUAAACACGGAUAAUUUAUUCGUUGAAACGCCCGUUAAUCGCGCGAGUGAACGCAUGAGCGAUUUCACAGUUCAGCGAGAUUCGGGCGAGAGUGAGACCUUAAGUCGAGCGAACGAGGGCGAUAUUGACGUUGCGACAAAUCAACGCUUCGGUGACGAUUCGGUAAUGGAUCAUCGAAGUAAUCGCAAGACUGUCGAUUUUGAAGGCACGAAGCGAACUCAUUUGGACGACCGCAAUAUCUACGCUCAUGAUAAUCGAAGCCGCGGUACAAGUAAAUCUGAGAGCACGGCUAAUUACCUCCUCAGCGACAACUUCAACGUUGCUAAUGAGUCUUCAAACUCGUACAAUCCAUACGUUGCUACAAUCGCGAUUAAUACGGUUGCUCCUAACUUCGAUGUCGACGCCACUUCCAUCGAGAACCGACGAGUCAAGAUGGACGAAAUUUCGGAAAUUGAGAAUCGAACCGAGAUCAACAUGGAUACCGGUGAUGCGACAGAAAUUUCGACUAUCGUAAAUUGUCGCGAUAGCGCGUGCUCCGAAUCGAGCAAUAACGAUAAUGCCCCGGUAUUUAGAAUGAGAAAAUACGGCAGAGCGAAGGAGUUGAAUGACAAUCGGGAAGAUGAGGGUUAUUUCGCGCGAGUCGACGACGUAUCGGCGAUAUCUGUCAGCGAUAACGAUACCGAUAUCAACGUCGUCGACAGCGAAGCACCUUUCACAGGCUUCGAGGGUUCUCAGAAAUUCCCCGUGAAAAUCAAUCAUAAGUCGUCCGCAGAACUGCCGCAGAUUGAAAAGUUUGACAGGCGACACUUUGGCCCGCACAAGGAGGAUAUACUCGAAGAAACAUCCACAUGGUAUCCGAGUACGGUGCUUCUCGAUCUACCGAAGAGUCCCAGUCGAGACGUGCUUCAUCGCAAAACAGAUGAUAGUUCUGAGAACGUCGUCGAGAUAAACGAGGAAGAGGCGAUCGAGGAGAAUGACAAGCAAAAUGACACCUUCGACGAGUCGUGGCGUUCGAGUUUUUCGGACGUAAAGUCGAGCUCCGAAAAACUUGCGGUGACUCCAAACAUCGUAUACGGCGACUUCGAGAACGUGACGAAGAGGGAUACGGACGAAUUCGACGGAAGGGUGGAGAUCGAUGUGACAGUGCCAAGACGUGAAAGUACAAGACCGAUAGAGAAGACAAAUAUAACCAUCCUAGGUCUCUUCGAGAUGACACGCGGUGCGGCGCAGAGGCCGGAAGGAUCCUGCGAGCUUCAAGCGGCCAAAUUGGCGGUUGAACGUGUCAACGAGUCGGAUGUGUUGAAACGCUUCCGUCUACGACUUAUUUACAAUGAUACGAAGUGCGACUCUGGAGUGGCCGUGCACAGAUUCUUUCACGCUUUGUCUUCGAGGCAAAAGCACCUAAUGCCAUUCUUGCUCGGUACCGCUUGUUCCGAGGUCACCGAAACAUUGGCCAAGAUUGUACCUUAUUGGAACGUGAUUCAAGUGUCGUUUGGCUCGACGGCACCGGCCCUCUCGGAUUCCAACGAGUUCCCUCUGUUCCUGCGAACCGUCGCGCCGGACUCGAGUCACAAUUCGGCCAGGAUAGCAUUGAUCAAACACUUUGGAUGGGACACCGUUACGGCUCUCUCGCAAACAGGCGACAUGUACUCCUUGGCAGUGAACGAUCUGGUCACGGAAUUGGAGCAGGCGAAUAUCACGUGCACCGCUACCAUCACGUUUGCCGAGAACGAUUACAAGGAACAAUUGCGAACUUUAAAGGAACUGGACACUAGAAUUAUUAUCGGAAGUUUCUCACCGCAAUUGGCACAACGUGUUUUUUGCGAGGCCUGGAAGCUCGGGAUGCACGGCGGUGAUUACGCGUGGAUAUUGCCAGGUGAAACCGUCGACUUGACGAGCGAUUGGCACGCUAACGUCGGAGAAUGUUCUUCCUCUCAGCUGUCGCAGACUCUGGAUGGUUUAAUCAUCGUCAAGAGCCACGACACGAUCGUGGGAAACGAGAUCAGCGACUCAGGAUUGACCAGCGCGAACUUUACUUCGGAGCUGGUUCGGAGAGGCGUCGCGAACGCCACGAAAUUCGCGGGACAAACAUACGAUGCUGUGUGGGCCAUGGCACUCGCUCUCGCCCAAACCGAGGUCCUUCUGAAUCAACAGAACGAGAGCAUGGCGAGGUACACGCAUACGAGAAAGGAUUUCACCUACCUUUUGCUGGAUCAGCUGAAACUGCUGCACUUUAUCGGAGUUUCGGGACCGGUUUCCUUCGACGAUGCGGAUCGCGUGGGCAUUACAGCGUUUUAUCAGAUGCAUGGACACAUUAUUAGCAGAAUAGCUAUCUACACUCCCGAAGAUGGGAAACUGAUAAUGAACUGUCCAGGAUGUAAGGCUACAAGAUGGCCCGGAGGACAAGUACCAGCGGCUCGUAGGGUCUUCCGAUUACGAAUGGUGACAGUGGCACCUGCUGCGUUCCUCGCCAUUACCUGCAUCGCCAGUGUUGGUGUUACUUUAGCUCUUGCUUUCCUGGCCUUCAAUCUUCACUUUCGUAAACACAAAAGCAUAAAACUUUCAAGCCCGAGGCUGAAUAAUAUGGCGGCUGUCGGUUGUGGCCUGGUCUAUGGUGCUGUUAUACUUUUGGGACUGGACGACGCCACAUUAUCCGACAGCGAUGGUUAUUAUCCUACGGUGUGCAAGGCGAGAGUGUACCUGUUAUCAGCUGGCUUCUCUCUGGCUUUUGGCUCGAUGUUCACAAAGACAUAUCGAGUACACAGGAUCUUCACCAGAAGCCGGAGCGGAGUCGUCAAAAACAAGCUGCUCCAAGAUACUCAGCUGAUAUUCUUGAUCUGCAUGCUUCUGGUGAUUGACGUUGUCGUGGUAACAUUAUGGGUGAUUCUAGACCCGAUGCAACGUCACUUGCAAAAUCUGACCCUGGAGAUCAGCCCGCAGGACCGGGGGGUCGUCUAUCAACCUCAGGUGGAGGUGUGCCGCUCGCAGCAUACGAACGGCUGGUUAAGCGCUCUCUACGUUUACAAAGGUUUAUUGCUCGUAGUCGGGGUCUAUAUGGCCUGGGAAACGAGGCACGUAAAGAUUCCAGCUCUAAACGACUCGCAAUACAUCGGUAUGAGCGUGUACUUCGUAGUAAUCACGUCGGGUAUCGUCGUAGUGCUAGCCAACUUGAUGCCUGAUCGCGCGACCCUGGCCUUCGUCACGAUCACUGCUCUGAUCCUGGCUUCGACGACGGCGACCCUGGCGCUGCUUUUUCUACCCCAAUUAGCGAAUAUUCUAGCGGGGGAGAGAGCCGACCCGGUCGUGCAGAGUUUCGGUCUCAAGAUUGAAUGCAAUACGCGCAGAUUUGUCACCGAUGACAGAAGAGAACUACAGUAUCGCGUUGAAGUGCAAAACCGAGUUUAUCGACGUGAAAUGGCACAGCUGGAAUUAGAAUUGGCGAGAUUGGAGAAGCAACUUGCUCAAGAGCCAACGGAGCCGUCGCGCGCUUCAUCAAGCACCUCGAUUCCGCAACGAAAUCCAAGUAUCGGGGGUGGUUUACCCCUGUUAUUGCUCAGUGUUCUACCACCGGUUAUUCCUCGAGCGAGUUGGCCCUCGGCAGAUUCAUCCGGCAUACGUCGCGGUACCGUAGCAUUUAGCAGUCAGCCGGAUCUGGAACCGGACGAUCCCAGACAAAGCCUGGCCGACCUUUACAAGCUACAUCGCCGUCGAGAGACCGAGGGACCGAAUCGCCUAGGUGUUUUUCAACGACUCUUCAGUCUCUUCGGCAGCAGACCGAGUAGUAGAAAAACCUCCACCGCGUCAUUCACCGGGGUCGCAUCGGCGCUUCGAGUCCAUAUGGGUUACAUCGCUGGUUUAGUUCCCGGCACGAAAGCUGCUUCUACUUGCCAGGUAGAUGCCCAAGGCACUCACUCGCCUCAUGCACGAUGCGGUUCAGGACCAAUAAUUAGUAUUACUAGCGAGGAAGACCGUAGAUUGAGCCUAGGGCUACGUCGCAAGGAAAGUAGCGAGCCUAGAGUAAAUUUCAGCUUACCACCACAGGCAAGCACGAGCCAGUCAUCUUCUCGAGAGAAGAUACGCGGCUCGCCCCGGUUUCCUCACCGAAUCGUCCCAGCGAAUAGUUUGAGCGCUAUCGCGCAAGGUACCUCAGUUCCAAGACCGCAUCGUUGGCAUUCGAUGGAAGACGCGACGAAACCGAAGACUACCCAAACAACAUCUCGUGGUUCAUGCAGUCCCAAUUUCGACGUAUGGGCCACAAGUGAAGUUGGGGUUCCUUUCAGCGAACUUGCUAACACUGUCAGAGGCAGGAGACCACCGGAUUCCUUGGCCCUGACCAUCACCGUGGAUUCAAUGGCGAGUCCGACAGAUGCAAGGCUGGGUAACGAUCUGAGGAAACUGUUCAAGGAGAACGAUGGUCAGGAAGCAGUCAGUCCUGCCGAAGGCGAGCUGAAGACUCGGUCGAGUUCGUCAUCCUCGUCGUCUCUGAAACUAAUCAGUAGUACAAACGAUUCUAUGUCUUUAAAGAAAGAUUUUGAUUCAGAGAUUCGACAGGACACUAUUUCGAACUUUUGUCAGGAAACUAAAUCGCGUCCAUCGAGUCCGGUGAUCUCAGUGAUCGACAUGAAUAAUCCAGGGAAUGAGGAAUCGAACACCGACGUCGAUACUCGUGUCAAUGCUUCCUGCGAGGAGAAGAGAUCGACUCCUGUAACGUAAAAUAUACUGUGUAUGUGUGUGAUUGUGACAGAUUUGUCCAAGUGAUAAAGUUAUUAUUUAAGAGAAAAAAAAAUAUAUAUGUAUAUUAAGGAAAAUUUCUUCGAACGAUGUUGAUUUUUUCGUGUUCCACUCGUAACAUUAUUUAAAUAUAUAUUUUGACUUCUGAUGGAAUAUCUAUCAAAGUAUCGCUUAGGCAAUCCAGCAUCCAUCAAAAUCGAAUCAAAUUAAACAUUAAUUAAAAAUUGCAUCUAUUUAGAUGUUUCAUAUGAUAGAUGGACAGAGAUUGUCACUGACAUACAUGGUGUCCCAGACCUACCGUAUAACACGUUAAUGGGAGAUUCCUGAGGCGAUUUGGAGACGAUUUUUCC
Nylanderia fulva is the source of this 7077-nucleotide messenger RNA. RefSeq names its product gamma-aminobutyric acid type B receptor subunit 3 (gene GABA-B-R3). Gene Ontology annotation, cellular component: G protein-coupled receptor heterodimeric complex; membrane. Gene Ontology annotation, biological process: G protein-coupled receptor signaling pathway; gamma-aminobutyric acid signaling pathway. NCBI's taxonomy places the organism in Eukaryota, Metazoa, Arthropoda, Insecta, Hymenoptera, Formicidae. Gene Ontology annotation, molecular function: G protein-coupled GABA receptor activity. The record is from RefSeq and is a predicted model, not a curated record.